Molecule: messenger RNA, 240 nt
Organism: Anisakis simplex (herring worm)
Lineage: Eukaryota; Metazoa; Nematoda; Chromadorea; Rhabditida; Anisakidae
Source: the annotation of a GenBank genome assembly
AUGGCAUCAUCUGAUCCUCAAAAGAAUAUUUCUAAACCAGGGAAUGAUAGCGAGGAAGAGGAAGAGGACUAUGUACCAGCACCGCGACCUCAUCGAUACGUUUACAAAUAUCAUCGAGUUGGUUCGCGUAAGUUAAAUUCUCAAUUAAGAUCUUUUUGUUGGUAUCAGAGCCUGCUUCCAUUGCAAUCCGCACAAUACGAAGUGAGCGAUACGCUUACAGUCAGAAGUAUUUCUGCAUGA